AUCUACUUGUUGGCUAAAUCUUUCUAUGGAUCGGGGCAAUACAAGAGAGCUUUACAUUUACUUACAUCAUCAUUUGUAAAUUUUUCUCAAACAGCACCAAUGGACUGUUUCUUUUUGGCUGCUAAAUGUUUGGAAAGAUGUGACGAUUGGUUGGAAAUUCUGAGCUUAUUAGGCGACAAUGAUAAUGAAUUUGAACAAAUCUUGGCAAGAAAUGGAUCUGAAAAGGUUGGUAUUUCAUUUUUAUUACGUAACUACAACUUUUUGUGUUUUUUAAGAGCCAAAUCAUUUGACAUGAUUGAUAACAAACAGAGAGCAAUUACAUGGUAUUCAAAGACUCUUGUUAAUGACCCAAAUUUUUAUGAAGCAUUUGAGAAAUUAGUUGAAAAGAAUUUAUUGACAAACGCAAGUCAAGUAUCACUUUUAAAUCAAAUUAAUUUUUCCCAAGAGGAUCAGUGGGUUAAAUACUUUUAUGAAACAAAAAUUGAUAGAUAUAGCUUUGUUAUUGAAAAUAGUAAGACUGCUCUUAAAAAAUUGAGCGUGGAAUAUAACUUGUCUAAAAAUCAUGAUGUAAGAUGCAGUGAAGCAGAAAGGCACUUUUAUUCCCAAAGAUUCAAUCAAGCUUAUGACAUUACCAAGCAAAUUAUUGAAGAAGAUCCAUACAAUCAGACGUGUUUACCAAUUCAUAUUCUUACUUUGAUUGAACUCAAUAAGAAAAGUGAAUUAUUUUCACUUUCACACAAAUUAGUUGAUGAUUAUAAGGAAUCGGCUGUUUCUUGGUUUGCCGUAGCUUGUUACUAUUACAGCAUUAAAAAAUUCGCAUCAGCACGGUCUUACUUUACAAAGGCAACUAAUCAAAAUCCUCACUUUUUGGAAGCUUGGUUAGGCAUUGGACAUUGUUUUUCUGGUGAUAAUGAACCAGAUCAAGCAAUGGCAGCUUAUAGAACAGCUUAUAGAUUGUUUACUGGAAGUCAUUUACCGCCUCUGUAUAUUGGGAUGGAACAUAUGAAAAUUAACAAUCUUACACUAGCUCAAAAAUUUAUUGAGCAAGCCCUAACAAUAUGUCCAACAGAUCCCCUAGUACAUAACGAGUUGGGUAUGAUUUGCUACAAGUGGAAGCUCUAUGAUGAGGCCAAAAAACAUUUUGAGAAAGCCUUACGACUUAAUCCAAGAAAAGAUGAUUACUCGAGUAUUGUUCAAAUGUGGGAACCCAUCCUUUUCAAUUUGGCCAAUACUUAUAGAAAAUUGAAACAAUAUGAACCAGCAUUAAUCAAUUACAAAAAGUGUCUGAGUUUACAACCAAAAAAUGCCUCAAUAUACUCUGCUAUUGGUCAAACAUACCAUUUACAACAAUACAGUGGCAGCUCCAAUUUACACACAGCUAUAGAGUACUACCACAAGGCGCUUGCCCUUCAGCCAGAUCAUUCAUUUACAGCAACAAUGCUAAGUAAGGCACUAAUU
This is a messenger RNA of Naegleria gruberi, 1458 nucleotides long. RefSeq lists its product as uncharacterized. The transcript has 5 exons. The annotation marks the transcript as partial. NCBI's taxonomy places the organism in Eukaryota, Heterolobosea, Eutetramitea, Acrasida, Naegleriidae. Gene Ontology annotation, biological process: cell division. Gene Ontology annotation, molecular function: protein binding. The record is from RefSeq and is a predicted model, not a curated record.